GGUGCAUACUUUAUAAAGCGGCAUUAAUAGAUUUUUGGACAGGAUUAGAAAUAAGUCGAAAGGCAGAAAUUGCUUCGAUACAAAGAGAUGUUUCAUUCAUCACUAGGACAAUAACUCCAAGAUG
Entrophospora candida is the source of this 124-nucleotide messenger RNA. The record is from the annotation of a GenBank genome assembly. NCBI's taxonomy places the organism in Eukaryota, Fungi, Glomeromycota, Glomeromycetes, Entrophosporales, Entrophosporaceae.